GAGCCCAGCCUCCUCAGUGGUGAAGGGGCUGUUGUUGCACAGCCAGCUUCUGUCCCUCCGGUCGGAGGGAUGGUUAAUGAGAUUAGCAGUUCAUCUUAGCCUGCGUCAGUGCAAAGGGGUCAAUCAGUGGAUUAGCACCUUGCCUAAGAGUUCCAUCAGUUUAUUAUACUUUUUCUUUAUUACUUUCACUUUCAUGGGCUGGCCUCUGAAGAAUGUUUUAUACUUUUAGGUGUGAUUUUGUUGCAGAAGGGGAAUAUGAGAAUGCAACAUGCUGCCCUGGGACUCUCAGCCGCUGAAUGAAGCAUCUUCCAGGGCGACGAGAGGAGCAGCGGCAGCCAGAGAAGUGAAGGGCAGUUGGGCUGAAAUCUUGCCUGCUGUGGCAGAGUCUCAGACUCUGGAGAAAUCAUCCUCAUGCCACUUGUAAAUAACAAAGUUGGGGAUGGGGAUGUUGGCACAGCUGGCAACGACGAGGCUUUGGCAGAUGGAAAGGCUUUGGUGGAUUCUUUAAUAAAGGUGGUGGCAUGUUACCGGCAUUUGGCCUCGUGCGUUGGCAGCUGCACGGACGGCUUGCAGCUGCGAGAUGAGUUGCGGCAAACGAGGGAAAAGGCCCAAAAGUUGGCCGCGGCCCUCUGCGAUCACCUGACAUCACAUCUGCGGGACAAGAGCCUGCCCGAGGAGCAGCGGAGAGAGAUGGAGCUCCUCUGGGUGGCCUUCUCUUCUAGUCUGGAGCUCCUACACAUAGACAUGUGUAAAGUUUUCAACAUCGGAGACAACUUCUCACUGGCUAACACAACAUCGCUGGUGCAAACUGGCCUUCAAGGGGGAGGAACUUUGGUAGCAGCUCGAGCGCUCAGCCUGGCAGAGCUGGACGAAACCGAGACAGCGAGCCUCCCUGCCGACCUGGAGGGCGAGGAAAACUGCACCUUGGAGAAGGAGAUCAGUGAAAUUAACCACAUGAUCGACGACAUGGAGAUGAAGGUCAACGUGCUGCGCUGGAUGGUGGAGCCCCACGGGCCGCAGUACGCAGACCCGCUCAGCAGCACCGACAGCACCUCUCUAGCUCUGUUCUCCGUCAUGGAGGAGCAGCCCGGCGCUGCCAACCAGCCUCUCUGCCAGAGCAGUGUCCUCUUUGUGCUCUUAAUGCUGUUUGCUGUCAUUUUAGUGGCUGCCACUUUAUCUGUAUGUGUUUUCAUUUUCUCAUGAAAAAAAAACCUUAAUAUUCUCAACAUAUUUUUCUCCGUACAACCUCAGAAAGGCUGUUAAAAUGGCGAGAUUUCCAUUUGCAGUAGCUCUUUCUUUAUAACAUUUACAUUCUUUACACAUUUUCUCAAGGCAACUAAAUGGUUCGCAAUUGAAUAAGGUCAAUUAUCUUUAAAAACAGAAACAAAAGGCAUUGAAGAUAAUCUAUAUGCAGACCUGUUUGCCAUUGGUUGCAGUGGAUCCAAAGCUGCCAUAUGCUUUAAAACAUCUCUGAUAAUACUAAAAGGAAAUGGCUGCUAGGUAGAACUCAUUAAAUAAAUCCUAGGAGAGGCGAUUUAUUUUUACCUUCUUAAAUGUAAAAUGAUAGCUUACAUGUUCCUGUACAUUUUCCGGACUGGUUUGUGACACAUGAAAGGAACAAUUUGAUUUAAAAACUCGUGAGAAAGACACUUGUCACUUUUUGUUCCUUGUUGCCAUGAGAGGACACGGGCUGACUGACGCUUGGUAGUUGACGUACUCUAAUAACUUUUUGGAUUCAUUAUCUAUUUUGUAUAUAAUCUGCAUUAUAGGAACUAAAAAUGUAUACAGCAUAUGCAUUAUAAAAGUAUCAUCUUUGAUAUGACACUGCUGUUUGUUAACUUUUAUUGAUUUGCAUGUUUGGAUCGAUCAUCACUGUAAGUUUGGACACAACUUCAUAAAAGAAAUAAGUUGCAAGGAUUUUAGAUUCAUAAUCUAAAACAGCCAAAAGAUCUUACCAUGAUAUACCAACUCCAACUUUGCAUAUUCAAAGUGAUUGAAAGAUGACA
This is a messenger RNA of Cololabis saira (Pacific saury), 2006 nucleotides long. RefSeq names its product regulator of G protein signaling 9 binding protein (gene rgs9bp). The transcript has 3 exons. Gene Ontology annotation, cellular component: neuron projection. Lineage: Eukaryota; Metazoa; Chordata; Actinopteri; Beloniformes; Belonidae. Bases 412 to 1203 code for a protein of 263 amino acids. The record is from RefSeq and is a predicted model, not a curated record. Gene Ontology annotation, biological process: G protein-coupled receptor signaling pathway.